Molecule: messenger RNA, 1972 nt
Organism: Hippoglossus stenolepis (Pacific halibut)
Lineage: Eukaryota; Metazoa; Chordata; Actinopteri; Pleuronectiformes; Pleuronectidae
Product: histone H2A
Exons: 1
Coding region: 47-433 (128 amino acids)
Cellular component (GO): nucleosome
Molecular function (GO): DNA binding; protein heterodimerization activity; structural constituent of chromatin
Source: RefSeq, a predicted model, not a curated record
UGCCCGUCACAUCCGUUCAUCUCAGUGAAGCCACAGAAGCUUGAACAUGUCUGGACGAGGAAAGACCGGCGGUAAAACCCGCGCUAAGGCCAAGACCCGCUCCUCCCGGGCCGGGCUGCAGUUCCCGGUGGGCCGCGUCCACAGGCUGCUCCGCAAGGGGAACUACGCGCACCGCGUGGGAGCCGGAGCUCCGGUGUACCUGGCCGCUGUGCUCGAGUACCUGACCGCUGAGAUCCUGGAGCUCGCCGGGAACGCGGCCCGCGACAACAAGAAGUCCCGCAUCAUCCCCCGCCACCUGCAGCUCGCCGUCCGCAACGACGAGGAGCUCAACAAGCUGCUGGGGGGGGUCACCAUCGCUCAGGGCGGGGUUCUGCCCAACAUCCAGGCGGUGCUGCUGCCCAAGAAGACCGAGAAGGCCGCCGGCAAGAAGUGAGCCGCGCCCCGGUCCUCACCACCACCCAACGGCUCUUUUAAGAGCCACUCACCGGCCCUGAAGAGCUGAUUGUCCCCCUUAGAAACACCAGUUUACCGCUGCAACACAAAGUACAGAUCCUGGAUCGUCCAGUGAUCCUCAGUUCAUUCAGACUCACUUCAUGAGUAACAUCCGUUUAUAUAAAGAACAAGAUGGAGAAAGAUGGAAGUCACAGGUUCCACCAGGUGAUGGGACCUUUGAUCCUCCACCAGGUGGCAGUGACGUGUCUCCAGGACCUUUGAUCCAGGCUGAAGGAACCUCACUGGAAACUGUCCUGAUCUUAUGAAACUGUAUUAAACUAACUUCUGUCCCGGUUCAGAACAAGAGGAGAACAUGUCUACCACUAGAGAUGAGAUGUUAGUGACCAGCACACGUGAGGAACAUCUCAGUAUCUUCAGUCUGACACUUUCUUGUAACUCGGCCCAACGGGUCCAUCAGACCUGGUUUGUGUCUCCAGCAUCAGGACCAGUUGGGAUCUGUCCUCCUGAUCCAGUGUGAGAUGUUUUUAUGGUCUGGAGCAGGAUUAUCAUCAGUUACAUCAUUCACGAUGUAACUGAUGAUAAUUUACUUUAUUCAUAAUUAAAUUAAAAGAAGUUUAACUGUUAGGUUCUUUACUUAAUGUGUCGUAAUAAGAAACGUGACAAACAAAUCAGGUUAAACGCUGAAGUAAUAAAGAAUGAACUUUGUAACUCCAGCAGAGAUAAGUUAAACUCAUCUAAAGCUGUUUUACAAUGGAAGCUUCUUCUUCCAGUGAAUGAAACUAUGAGCCGGUAUUUCAGUGAUUUGUUCUUUAAAACGACACAAAGCGAAUAAACAAGGAAAUUAUGUGCUUUUAUUUCACAACACGUGUCAAAUAUCAAAGUUUUGCUUGUCAUUAAUAUUUUAAAGAUAUUUGUAAAGUGAAAACAAAUUUCAUUUCCCCACAAACACAACUGCGUUAGACCACGCCCACUCGGAUUCGCUCAUUCGGUCCUCUGUUACGUCCGCAGGGGAGACGGACGCAAUGAGGGUAUUUUCAUCUGAGAACCAACUGAGGGAGAAGUAGAACAAGCAGAACUGAACCAGGGUCGAGCUCCAGGUCCUACAUUCACCAAACAGGUUUAUUCUCUUCACUAAAAACUCAACCGUCAUAACUUAUAAGAAAUAAACACCUGCAGACGUGUAGAUACAAUCUAUUAAAUGAAGAAACUCCAUGAUGGAAGAAUAUGUUGGUGAACUUAGGAAAGCUUUUUAUAUCUAAAGAAUAUAUAUAAACCUGGUUUUCAAGUUUAAAAGUUCAGGGCUUUAAACCAGAUUUAAUAUAUAUAUAUUCUAAAAUAUUUGGAGAAAAGUUUAUUUGUAUAAUAAGUGUGAAGCUAAGUCUGUUGUUAGUUUUCAUGAUUAAAAUAUUCAUUUGACAUUUUCACCAUAUUUGGAUCUUUACUGUCUGGGGAUCUUUGUUGUACAUUUUCUCUGAUCAAUUGUCUAUAGUAAAAAAUGUUUUACUUUUAAAGCGGAAAA